AUGAAUAUCGAGUUCUCUGAUUUAUUGCCGGCACGCUUGAUUCAAAAGUUUCCUCCUGCAAACGAAGGCGAGUCUGCUUUGCUAAAGCCUGAUCGCAUAACUGGAAACAUCGUUACAAAGGAUGCUCAGACUUCUUCACUGCAAUCUGUGUGGUUACUUGCUCAUGCAAGCUCUUUGGCAGCAUAUUCCUACGCACUCAAUCCUCAACUUAGAACUGACACCUCCUCUUCGAGCUCUAUACCGAGCUGUUGGCAGAACCAGCUUCUUGCAAGAUUAAAUGACUCGGUAGAUCGUGAGAGAGGCUUGGCAAAAAUCUGCAAAGAUGCUCGCGAAGCUAUCCAGGAUAUGGUUGCCUGCGUCAAUACGAAUAUCCAGGAAAACCCUGCUGGACAUUUGCUUUUGGCCAUGUACCACGCAGUUUCGAUUCAUCUUCUCUUCUCACCAUCCAAGCCAGCGAAUCCAACACACCAUGAUACCCGAGAAGACGAUAAUACCGAAAGAAAAUCGACGACAGCCCCUGAGAGCUGUCUUACCUUAACAAAUAGCCUGAAACUUGAGACACUUACUGGGCUUGAAACUGCUUGA
Molecule: messenger RNA, 585 nt
Organism: Penicillium malachiteum
Lineage: Eukaryota; Fungi; Ascomycota; Eurotiomycetes; Eurotiales; Aspergillaceae
Exons: 1
Coding region: 1-585 (194 amino acids)
Source: RefSeq, a predicted model, not a curated record